Molecule: messenger RNA, 1670 nt
Organism: Xylona heveae TC161
Lineage: Eukaryota; Fungi; Ascomycota; Xylonomycetes; Xylonales; Xylonaceae
Exons: 3
Coding region: 99-1379 (426 amino acids)
Biological process (GO): NLS-bearing protein import into nucleus; protein localization to nuclear inner membrane; nuclear pore organization
Cellular component (GO): nuclear pore central transport channel; nuclear pore
Molecular function (GO): structural constituent of nuclear pore
Source: RefSeq, a predicted model, not a curated record
CGCGUCGACUACGACGGAUACUUUCAGGAAUUCUACAGUAUUGCGCAUUCGUUAUCUACACUUCCGUUUCUCUCAUUUAGAGAGGGAACUCUCACAAGAUGUCUCUCUUCGGUGGCUCAGCAUUCGGCGGUGCUGGCCAAAACCAGCAGCAAUCCGGCGGUGGACAGUUUGGCGGACUAGGACAACAGUCACAGCAAAACAAGCCUCUCUUUGGGUCAAGCACGACUGGAACUGGCGGCGGCGGUGGUGGUGGCCUCUUUGGAUCCUCUACGGCACAGAAUCAACCACAGCAACAGACCAGCGGUGGACUUUUUGGCCAGAGUAGACCCGCAGGAACGUCCCUCUUCGGCGGAGCCCAGCAACAGCCGCAGCAGCAACAGCAGCAGCAGCAACAAACUGGCGGGCUUUUCGGAUCCUCAGUGGGACAACCAAGCGCCACACAUGCCAUCUGGGACCAAGGCAAGCCUUCAACAUCUCUUUUCGGCUCAACCCUCCAGCCGGCACAACAACAAGCCCAGGCGCCUCAACCCGGCCUCUUUGGCCAGACCACCGUCAAUACUUCUUCUCUAUGGCAACCUGGCAGCGACGUGGCGCCUCGCCAAAAGACCAUCCCAGAACAAAUGCAACUUAUUGCAGAAAAAUGGGACCCCAACUCCGCCAACUGCGCAUUCCAGCAUUACUUUUACAACAAAGUGCCCGCCGAGCAAGCACCAUACUACCGGCCCCCGCCGGACGAGGAUGAGAAAAAGUGGGAAGAAGCACUGUCGAAAAAGCCCAUUCCAAACACAAUUCCCGUACUCGGCAAAGGCUUCCAGCUGCUUGGCCGCCGCCUUGAGGUCCAAGUCGCGCAUGUCAACGUUCUUCAAACUCGUCUUCACGAAAUCAACAAUACCCUUACCUCGAUGCUGCAAAAUCUCGAUCUCGUCAUCUCCAUCCGCACCAUGGACGCUAAACGCCGCCACGUCUCGCUCAGUCACCGCUGUCUCUCGCUCGCGACCAAAGUCCAAGUUCUGCGCAACCGAGGCUACGCCAUGGACGCAGUUGAGGAGGAUCUACGCAAGAAACUUCUCACUCUAGAGCGUGGCGUCUUUGACCCGGCCCUCGUGGGCAGAGGAGAGGAAAUCUGGGCUAGAAUGGUGGGCGUCCGAGAACGCGCCAGAGUGUUGCAAGAAGAAUUAGACAAGGCGGGGCGAAGUGCCGCGAAUGGAACCGGUCAAGGAGACAGUGUUGACGAGGAGGUUGUCAAGAAAGCCACCAAGAUUCUACAAGACUACGCUGCCCAACUUGCACAUCUCGACAAGGAACUCACCCAGAUUCAGUCCGACUUUACGAUAUGGGAGAAGAGUACUUUUGUUCCAAACGAUUCAAAGAAACAAUAGAGCAAUUAGACUCCGUCUUCUUUCCCCACCUCUCUAGCCCUUCUUUUUGCCUUCCAGGGUGUCUUCCCCUUCAUCACAAUCUUCCAUUCUCCAUCUUUCAUUUUCCAUCUCGCUUUUCCAUCAUGCUCAUUCUUCACACUUCAACUCUCGUAACUUUGGCUUCACUUCUCUUCAUUGAAUCAAAUCAAGCUAGGGCGCAUGGAUAUCAAAUAAAUAUUUACUUACUGUCUACUUAAUAGCUUUUUGCACAUAUUUCUGCUCGACUUCGUGAUCAUCUUAUUUAUUUUGAUA